AUGAGCAAACACGUCCUCAUCCUCGGCGGCCACGGCAAAGUCUCCCAGCACCUAACCCCAAUCCUCCUCAAAAAGUCCUGGACUGUAACGUCAAUCAUCCGCGCCCAAGACCAAGUCCCCGCCAUUGAAAAACUAGGCGCCGGCCAAUCAAGCGGCAAACUCAACGUCCUCGUCCGCAGCAUCGAAGACGUAACCUCCCAACAGAAAGCCCAAGCAAUCCUAGACGAAGUCAAACCCGACACAAUCUUCUGGUCCGCCGGCGCAGGUGGCAAAGGUGACCCCUCCCGCACCUUCACAAUCGACCGCGACGCCGCCAUCCACUUCAUCAACGCCGCCGUCGCUACACCCUCUAUCAAAAAAUUCAUCCUCGUCUCCUACCUGAGCUCCCGCAAGACGAAGCCCACCUGGUGGUCCGAUAAAGCCUGGCAGGACGCUCUCGACGGCAACAAGAAGCUCUACAACUACUCCCUCGCCAAGAUCGCCGCCGACGAGGUCCUCUGGCAGGAAUCUAAAAAGAGGACAGACGGCUUUGCUGGUAUUAGUUUGAGACCUGGCCUGCUGACCGAGGAACCGGCCGGCAAGAUUGAGUUUGGAAAGACAAAGGAGGCAAAGGGCACAUCGAGCCGCCAGACCGUCGCCGAGGUCGCUGCGCUCAUUGCGGAAAACGACAGCUUCACAACGUCUUGGGUUGACUUGCUGGACGGCGAUGAAGACCCCAAGACGGCCGUAGAUAGAGUCGCAAAGGAAAAGGUGGACGUCGCCGUGGGAGAAGAAUUCUACAAGGUUUAA
This is a messenger RNA of Colletotrichum fioriniae, 789 nucleotides long. RefSeq lists its product as uncharacterized. The record is from RefSeq and is a predicted model, not a curated record. Lineage: Eukaryota; Fungi; Ascomycota; Sordariomycetes; Glomerellales; Glomerellaceae.